GUUAUUUAUCGCGUAAUGGAGACGAAGAAUAGCAGGGAGAGGUAUGGUGCUCUGUCUUACCUAGCGAGCUGCUGUGGUCAUCGUCAGUCCUUCAAAAUCAAAGUGCAACCCGCGGCGAAGGGGGAGGAGUCAGGGAAGCCAGCCGUUGCCAGCACAUCACGUCUCCAGUCACCGCCACACCACCGCUCCGCAACCAUGGAAGGGAAGGCUUUCCUCACCGAAGAAGCUGCCUACAAGAACCUCCAGCAGUACUACGACAGCAAUGGCUCGAAACUCAACAUACUGCAGAUGUUCCAGCAGGACGCGGACCGGUUCAAGAAGUACAGCCUGACUCUGAAGACCCCCAGCGAUGGAGACAUCCUCUUCGACUACAGCAAGAACCGCAUCAACAGUGAGGUUAUGAAGCUUCUGAUGGAUCUGGCACGCGCUCGCAAGAUUGAGGCUUCCCGGGAUGCCAUGUUCUCUGGGGAAAAGAUCAACUUCACGGAGGGUCGCGCCGUGCUGCACAUCGCACUGCGCAACCGAACCAACACCCCAAUCAUGGUGGACGGGCAGGACGUGAUGCCCAACGUGAAUGCCGUGCUAGCCCACAUGAAGGACUUCUGUGGCAAGGUCAUUUCCGGCGAGUGGAAGGGCUACACAGGCAAGGCCAUCACUGACGUGGUGAACAUUGGCAUCGGAGGGUCUGAUCUUGGCCCCCUCAUGGUCACCGAGGCCCUCAAGGCAUACGCUGUUGGCCCCAACGUGCAUUUUGUGUCCAACAUUGAUGGCACACACAUGGCCAAGACUCUCAAGUUGCUGAAUGUGGAGACAACCCUCUUCAUCAUCGCCUCCAAGACCUUCACCACGCAGGAGACCAUCACCAACGCUACCUCAGCCAAGAACUGGUUCCUCGACACUGCCAAGGAUCCUGCAGCAGUUGCCAAGCACUUCGUUGCCCUGUCCACCAACGCCCCCAAGGUGAAAGCAUUUGGCAUCGAUGAGGCUAACAUGUUUGGCUUCUGGGACUGGGUGGGCGGUCGCUUCUCCCUGUGGUCCGCUAUCGGCCUGUCCAUCGCCCUCCACAUUGGUUAUGACAACUUUGAGAAGCUCCUCGCUGGUGCUCACUUCAUGGACAACCACUUCAAGACGGCUCCCCUCGAGCAGAACAUUCCAGUGAUCUUGGCCUUGCUGGGAGUGUGGUACCAUAACUUUUACGGUGCCGAGUCACACGCCAUGCUGCCCUACGACCAGUACCUGCACCGCUUUGCUGCAUACUUCCAGCAGGGAGACAUGGAGUCCAACGGAAAGUUUGUGACUCGCAGUGGCCGCACCGUGCAGUACACUACAGGACCCAUUGUGUGGGGCGAGCCAGGCACCAACGGGCAGCACGCCUUCUACCAGCUGAUCCACCAAGGCACACGGCUCAUCCCUGCUGACUUCAUCGCUCCCGCCAAGUCCCACAACCCCAUCGCCGACAACCUCCACCACAAGCUCCUCCUGGCCAACUUCCUCGCCCAGACGGAAGCUCUCAUGAAGGGCAAGACUCAGGCGGAGGUGGAGGCUGAGCUGCAAAAGGCCAACACACCGGAGGACCAGAAGAAGCGCAUCCUCCCACACAAGGUAUUUGAGGGGAACCGUCCCACCAAUUCCAUCAUGGUGGAACGCAUCUCCCCCUUCACCCUGGGCGCCCUCAUUGCCAUGUACGAGAUGAAGAUCUUCACUCAGGGCAUCAUCUGGGACAUCAACUCCUUCGACCAGUGGGGUGUUGAGCUUGGCAAGCAGCUGGCCAAGGCUAUCGAACCCGAGCUCCAGGACAAGAACCCAGUCUCCUCACACGACGCCUCCACCAAUGGCCUCAUCAACUUUAUCAAGCAGCACCUCUAAGGGCACCUGAGGACUGCCUUCUUUGUCCCAGUGGUUGUGGCGGUUGACUCUCUGUCUCGCGUGCAAUACUUGUAUGGGAAGUCUGCGUGACUUUUAUUUUGUAAAGCAUCGUGUUUCGUGUAUUCCUACCAUUUCAGGUUCUCUUUGAAAGACACUACGAGUUUAAUAUCAAGGGAAGUGGAUCCUAUUGGCCACUCACAGCAGGAUUGUUGUGGGUCUUGUAUUUAACAUCCUUAGUGGAGGAAACCCAUGAGUCAAAAGUAAGACUCAUUUGUCAUGAUUACUUAUUGAUACAAACCACUUGUAUAUUUCAUUAUGUCCUGAAGGUGAGAGAGAAAGAGUGAGAAAUUAAACUGCAAGAGUGCGAUCUCUGUGCAGUAUAAACUAAACAAGCAAUGAUUCAUGUUAUUUCGAGAGAGAGAGAGAGAGAGUGAAUGGAACUGCUGGAGUGAGAUCUUUGUGCAGUAUAAACUUUGGGUAACAACUGUAUGCAAUCAAGAGAGAGAAAGAGUGAAUGGAACCAAGUGUGUGAUCAUUGUGCAGUGUAAACUCCAUUUUGCUAUAAGGAGUGGUUGCUAUGGUAAUGUGCUUGAGUGUAGAAGAGCUCUGUGUUGUCUUGUAGUCCUAUGGUGUGGUGGCAUGAGUCUAUGGGUGUCUUAGUCUUCAGUGAGUCUCUAUAAGUCUUCAGUGAGCCUCAAUAAGUCUUCAUUUAGUCUCCAUAGACAUGCUUGGCUCCAACAUGUGAUUUUCUUUUCUGAUGCAUCAAAAUUCAGUUGGCAGGUUAUCUGAGGCUAGACAAAGGUGUAUGAUAGUACAGUAAAUCAGUAUGUUUAGAUUUGUUUAGCACAGAUUGCAGCAUUCCUUGGUUAUGUACACUGCAGAUGAGGUGCCCCCGGUGUGUAGUGUGAACUAUAAUAAUUGGUUAUGAUAGUAGUUUAUGAAUUGGUACAGUGUUAGCAUAAUAUAUAAUUUAUAUACUCACACACACACACACACACACACACACACACACACACACACACACACACACACACACACACACACACACACACACUUAAAUACACACAGACAUACACACACAUUUCACAUAAGUUGAUGAUGAAUAUUGCCAUUGCAUGAAAUUAUCUGCAUUUAUACACCAAUUUUGUACACAUAUAGAGUUCUAUUUAUCAGUGAAUUAUAAAGUAUCAGAAAUGAACAAAUUGAUAAUCA
Messenger RNA from Scylla paramamosain (green mud crab), 3078 nucleotides. It is a transcript of the gene Pgi, whose product is annotated as glucose-6-phosphate isomerase-like. Bases 16 to 1866 code for a protein of 616 amino acids. Gene Ontology annotation, cellular component: cytosol. The record is from RefSeq and is a predicted model, not a curated record. Gene Ontology annotation, biological process: glycolytic process; gluconeogenesis; glucose 6-phosphate metabolic process. Gene Ontology annotation, molecular function: glucose-6-phosphate isomerase activity; carbohydrate derivative binding; monosaccharide binding. NCBI's taxonomy places the organism in Eukaryota, Metazoa, Arthropoda, Malacostraca, Decapoda, Portunidae. The transcript is spliced from 11 exons.